GUUCAAAAGUAAUUUUUUGUACGUUCGUUGUCAUCUUAACUCGACGCGACGUUAAAGUUUGUCAGAGUUUUGAGAAUCUAGUUUCUGGGAUUAUUUUGUACUACAUUGUUUUAUUAACAAGGUUAAAAUAAGAUAGUAUUUGACAGAAUUCGUUUAUAGAAAAUGAAUAAAAACGAUAAGUUGAAAGUAAAAUACUUCGUUCAAUCCGAAAAACAUUCAAAUGAUACUUCCUACGGGUUAUGCACCCUAAUGGAACAUCAAAGUUUGGUAGAUAUAACUAUAUGUUGUGGUAAUCACGUUUUACACGCUCAUAAAGUGGUUUUAGCUGCCGGGAGCCCUCUUUUUAGGACAGAAUUAGAGCUGAACCCGUUUAUAGAACAAGUAAUGAUAUCUGGUUGUGAAUUCACAGUCAUAAGAUCACUUAUUGAAUUUAUUUACUGUGGAGAAACUUUUGUGAAUGAAGAACUAUUCAAAUAUUUUGUUGCUGCUGCUAAAUUGUUUCAAAUGCCACUUUUCGAAAACUUGUCUAUGAAUUAUCAAUUCUCAGAUAACUUCAUCGUCCUACCGAAACCAGAGUUCAUUUCGAAGAAACCAAAAUAUUCCACAUAUCCCUUCAACACCAAUAGCCCUCCUAAUAAUUCAAUCUUAAAACCGGGAACCUUCAACAUUCUCAAACCACAAAAAGUGAAAUCGAAACGAAUCGAAGUCGAGCAACAAGCGUGCCUGAAGGAAGCCCUCGCCAGUAGGUUGGCAAUAGCUAACCUCAAAAAAGAAAUAGGAGCCGCACCGCAACCGCCAACUUUUAUCAUCGAAGACAGUUGCACAGAAACUACCGUAGAAAAUUUUAUACCGACUGCCGAUACUCAAGAAUACAUCGAACUGAAUAUGAACGGACAAAUCGUUUUACCGGAAAAUAGAAAUUUCACAGUCGAACCUUCAACUAAAUCGAAUGUAAUUCAGUUGAUGUUGCAAAAUGGCGAACAGAAUUGGACGUCCGAUAAGAUUAAGACAAUUAUAGAAAAUCAGGAUAAUUCGAAUGUUGAGGUUAUGUUUAGGACAAACGAUGGCACUUUUGUAACAGUUACCGACGAAAUGUUACAAAAUUUUCAAAAAGAUGGAUUACAAUACCAAGUAAUAGACGAAGAUGGUAAAAUAGGUGAGAUGCAGGAACUUAGACUCCUUAAUAAAGAUCAAUCCGAACGAACCGAUAAAAUUGAAAUAGAUAGUUUAUGUAACAUGGACGUACUUUCGUCUUCGAAAGGUAUCCUCUUUCAAAGAAACAACGACUUGGAAUGUUUACAAACAGUACACGCUGCAUUGAUGAAACCCGAAAUCGGAAUACCAUCUGAAAUUAAACCAAAAAUACCGCAAAAACCUUUCGACGGUACUAGUUUCAUACAGCAACCGACGAAAACGAAAAAUGAACCGGAAAAAUUGUCACAUACCAAAUUUUCUCCGGAUAUAUUUUUCGCCGAAUCCGUCGAAGAUGCUGGAGUUAAUGAUAAAAAUCCCGUUUCGUAGUUUUCUCCAUUUGUAAUUGUUAAUGUAGAUAUAUUUAUAAAUUUUUCAUAAUAUUUAUAUUAUAAAAUUACUCUAUGAAAGUGUUGAUUUGUUGAUUCAUGUAUUAAAUUAUUAUUUAGUCAAAA
Molecule: messenger RNA, 1646 nt
Organism: Diorhabda sublineata
Lineage: Eukaryota; Metazoa; Arthropoda; Insecta; Coleoptera; Chrysomelidae
Exons: 5
Coding region: 163-1521 (452 amino acids)
Biological process (GO): regulation of proteolysis; proteasome-mediated ubiquitin-dependent protein catabolic process
Cellular component (GO): cytoplasm
Molecular function (GO): ubiquitin protein ligase binding
Source: RefSeq, a predicted model, not a curated record